Molecule: messenger RNA, 1381 nt
Organism: Sabethes cyaneus
Lineage: Eukaryota; Metazoa; Arthropoda; Insecta; Diptera; Culicidae
Gene: Rpt3
Product: 26S proteasome regulatory subunit 6B
Exons: 5
Coding region: 88-1320 (410 amino acids)
Biological process (GO): proteasome-mediated ubiquitin-dependent protein catabolic process
Cellular component (GO): proteasome regulatory particle, base subcomplex
Molecular function (GO): ATP binding; proteasome-activating activity; ATP hydrolysis activity
Source: RefSeq, a predicted model, not a curated record
GCCCGUCAUUCCGCUUGAAUUGUUGCAACUUGCAAGUCACUAAAUUGUGUUAACGUUUUGUGGAGUAUUACUAGAUUAUUCAUCCAAAUGGCAGAUAUUGAGUUCUUGGCAGUCGACAAGGAUGAAUCUGAUGUUCGUCCUACAAAAGAUGCUACAAUAGAUGAGUUAGACUUAGAGGACUUGUACACAAAAUAUAAGAAACUACAGAAAAUGCUCGAGUUUCUUGAGGUGCAAGAGGAAUAUAUCAAAGAUGAACAAAGAAAUUUGAAAAAGGAGUACCUCCAUGCGCAAGAAGAAGUUAAGCGUAUUCAGUCUGUUCCUCUGGUUAUCGGACAGUUUUUAGAGGCAGUUGAUCAAAAUAAUGGUAUUGUGGGAUCAACUACGGGAUCUAAUUAUUUUGUUCGUAUUCUUUCCACAAUUGAUCGCGAAUUACUGAAACCUUCUGCAAGUGUAGCAUUGCAUAAACACAGCAAUGCUUUAGUUGACGUUUUACCGCCUGAAGCCGAUAGCUCGAUAUCAAUGUUGCAAGCAGAUGAAAAACCUGAUGUCCAAUAUUCAGAUAUUGGUGGAAUGGACAUGCAGAAACAAGAAAUAAGAGAAGCUGUUGAAUUGCCACUUACACAUUUUGAGCUCUAUAAGCAAAUUGGUAUCGAUCCUCCAAGGGGUGUUCUCAUGUAUGGACCUCCAGGAUGUGGCAAAACUAUGUUAGCUAAAGCAGUUGCUCAUCAUACUACAGCAGCAUUUAUCAGGGUUGUAGGUUCAGAAUUUGUUCAAAAAUAUUUGGGCGAAGGGCCUCGCAUGGUGCGUGACGUGUUUCGUUUGGCUAAGGAAAAUUCCCCGGCGAUAAUUUUCAUUGAUGAAAUCGAUGCCAUCGCUACGAAACGCUUUGAUGCGCAAACUGGAGCCGAUAGAGAAGUACAGCGUAUUUUGUUGGAGCUACUGAACCAGAUGGACGGGUUUGAUCAGACUACCAACGUAAAGGUUAUUAUGGCUACAAAUCGUGCGGAUACAUUAGAUCCUGCUUUGCUUCGUCCAGGUCGCUUAGAUAGAAAAAUUGAAUUUCCUUUACCUGACCGGCGUCAGAAACGAUUGAUAUUUUCAACUAUCACCGCUAAAAUGAACUUGUCUGAAGACGUAGACCUUGAGGAUUAUGUUGCACGACCAGACAAAAUAUCGGGAGCUGACAUUAAUGCUAUCUGCCAAGAAGCCGGUAUGCACGCUGUUAGAGAAAACAGAUAUAUUGUCCUUGCGAAAGAUUUCGAGAAAGGGUAUAAAAACAACAUAAAGAAAGAUGAAACAGAACACGAAUUUUAUAAAUAAUUUUAUAUUGAAUUUUGGCUUAAUACAUCGGAAAUAUACUACUGUACUUUUGCUGGAUGUU